GUGGUGAAGGAACAAAUACGAGCCCCGGUGAGGCUAUCAAAGCUUUGGUUUCCCACCACCCUUGGCUCUCUCUCCCCCCCUCCUCAAGCACGAACAAGAAACUAGAGGAAAGGGUUUUCUUAGUGAGAUCUAGGGUUUGGAUAAAAUUCGGAGGGACAUUGAUCCGUUGUGUUGUCGGAGGAAAAGAAGGAGGUAAGCAUGGAUUCGGUCCCUUCGAAUUCCCAUGGAAACCUUGAUGAGCAGAUUUCUCAGCUUAUGCAGUGCAAACCCUUGUCUGAGCAAGAGGUGAGGGUCUUGUGUGAUAAGGCAAAGGAGAUUUUGAUGGUAGAGAGCAAUGUUCAGCCUGUAAAAAGUCCUGUUACAAUUUGUGGUGAUAUUCAUGGGCAAUUCCAUGAUCUUGCUGAGCUUUUUCGCAUUGGAGGCAAGUGUCCAGAUACAAAUUACUUGUUUAUGGGAGAUUAUGUUGAUCGUGGCUAUUAUUCAGUUGAAACCGUAACACUUUUGGUUGCUCUCAAAGUGCGCUAUCCUCUACGCAUUACUAUUCUCAGGGGAAAUCAUGAAAGUCGUCAGAUUACUCAAGUUUAUGGGUUUUACGAUGAGUGCCUACGAAAGUAUGGUAAUGCCAAUGUUUGGAAGAUCUUUACAGAUUUAUUUGACUACUUCCCCUUGACAGCAUUGGUUGAAUCUGAAAUAUUUUGUCUUCAUGGUGGGUUGUCCCCAUCAAUUGAAACCCUUGACAACAUUCGUAAUUUUGAUCGGGUACAAGAAGUUCCUCAUGAAGGACCCAUGUGUGAUCUUCUGUGGUCUGAUCCCGAUGAUCGCUGUGGUUGGGGUAUCUCUCCUAGAGGUGCAGGAUAUACCUUUGGCCAGGACAUAUCUGAGCAGUUCAACCACACCAAUAACUUGAAGCUUAUCGCUAGAGCUCACCAGCUGGUUAUGGAAGGAUAUAACUGGGGUCAUGAUCAAAAGGUGGUUACCAUAUUUAGUGCACCUAAUUACUGUUACCGCUGUGGGAAUAUGGCAUCUAUCCUUGAAGUUGACGACUGCAAGGGACACACAUUCAUUCAGUUUGAGCCAGCGCCAAGGAGGGGAGAGCCAGAUGUGACCAGGAGAACACCUGAUUACUUCCUAUGAUGAUACUCUGGUUGAGCUGCUGUUACCAGCGACUCGUGGCCCCUCACUUCCCUGCAAGCACAUUGACUCUCUGAAAUCAGAGGUCAUGCGUCAAAUUUGAUCCCUACAGUUUUGAUAUGUUAGUGGUUUAGAGGCAUUGCAGGAUUUGUUAUUUACUUGAAUUAUACUUGGAUCUUUCCAAGAGGAGGUAGAGGAGCAACAGGUGAUGCUAUUAUCAGCAUUCAUACCAUUCCAGCAAGCCAUGUAUCUUUAUCAUUUUUUUUUUCCCUUUUCCCAUUUUUUUCAGUUGUUUCUUUCCUCAAAUUUAGAAGGAUUAUUUUUCAGGGGAUGGAUUUCUGUAGAUGGAUGAUGCUCUAACAGUUCCUUUAAUGGUGCUUUAUAAUUUUUCCCUCUCGAUUUGUGAGAACACGUUCUAGUAGGUAUCUUUUAUCUCUUAA
Messenger RNA from Neltuma alba, 1571 nucleotides. Its product is annotated as serine/threonine-protein phosphatase PP2A-4 catalytic subunit. The record is from RefSeq and is a predicted model, not a curated record. NCBI's taxonomy places the organism in Eukaryota, Viridiplantae, Streptophyta, Magnoliopsida, Fabales, Fabaceae. The transcript has 11 exons. Gene Ontology annotation, molecular function: protein serine/threonine phosphatase activity. The coding region runs from base 199 to 1134 and encodes 311 amino acids.